GACAGUUUCGUCCCUCGAAGGCGGGAGAGCUACUUGGUCUACCGUAUUCGGCUAGCGCGGGUAAUUGCCAAGCACACCUCUUUUCCUCAACUUCGGCUCCUCACUGUGUCACUUUGCGGUUGAUUGCGGACUAAGGGACCAAGUUACAGCCCUUCACAUCUUGUUUCUCUUUAUUUCCGUCUUUCAGUGAUAUUUACUACCGGACAAUUCCCACAAUGUCCGCCCGCAACCCCACCGGUUUCGACCUCGCCCAGUUCAAGGCCGCGGCCUCCCCAUCUUCCGUCUGGGCCAAGCGGGAUCCAUGGGCUCGCAAUGAGGCCUGGCGCUACACCGGCCCCUUCAGCAGAGCCGCCCGCUUCAAGGGUCUCUUCCCCGGCUUCGGUAUCGCGACUGUCGCUUUCGCUGCCUACUGCACAUACGAGCACUUCUUCAUGAAGGAUGAUCACCACCACAGUGAUGCCCACCACGGUGAGGGUCACCACUAAAAGGUUGUCUCUGGAGACCAAUUGAGAAUGCCACCGACCGACGGAUCAUCGAGCGGAGGACGUAUACCCCAGGCGACAAGAGAGAGUCGUC
Penicillium mononematosum is the source of this 576-nucleotide messenger RNA. RefSeq names its product NADH dehydrogenase [ubiquinone] 1 beta subcomplex subunit 3. The transcript is spliced from 2 exons. NCBI's taxonomy places the organism in Eukaryota, Fungi, Ascomycota, Eurotiomycetes, Eurotiales, Aspergillaceae. Gene Ontology annotation, cellular component: mitochondrion. Gene Ontology annotation, biological process: mitochondrial respiratory chain complex I assembly; electron transport chain. The coding region runs from base 216 to 485 and encodes 89 amino acids. The record is from RefSeq and is a predicted model, not a curated record.